Gasterosteus aculeatus aculeatus (three-spined stickleback) is the source of this 2535-nucleotide messenger RNA. RefSeq names its product coiled-coil domain-containing protein 81. Lineage: Eukaryota; Metazoa; Chordata; Actinopteri; Perciformes; Gasterosteidae. The record is from RefSeq and is a predicted model, not a curated record. Gene Ontology annotation, cellular component: microtubule organizing center.
CGUCUUCGCCCGCGGGGCAGAGACGCGCGUGCGGAAGGUGCGCGCAGUGAUGGUGAUGUCGGACCUUCUGCGGCUGCUGUCAGGAGCGCGCGGGCGCACGUUGCAAACUCUCCCCCAGCUCUCUGCUAAACGAUGUGCAAUGCAUUUGGGCUGCGGUAUCCGCCUACAUUGAACGUCAGAUGACCAUACAAAAGGGGGUCCACCUGGCAGGACUGGGGACCUUCACCUUUUCUCAGCAGAAGUCGGACACAGGAAACAAGCGCACAACGACCCAACGACCCAUCUUUCUCUUGGCUGGGAGACUCAUCCAGUCUCUUGGGUUAAAGCAGGUCAGACCACUGGCUGCAGCAACUAAACUGCCAGUGGUGCAACUGAACUUUGCAGCCGUGUCACAAGGGACUCAAUUCAGUCGAGACGUAGUGGAGGGCUGCGUCAGAGAAACUCUUCUUCUCCUCUUCAGAGCUUUGGCUUCCGAACAAGACAUAUUCCUCACCUUCCAGGGGAUUGGAGUUUUGUCCUUCAAGAACAACAAGGUGCGGAUGAAGUUCAGCAGAGGUUUUAUUGAUGCUACGGGUGGAACCGGUCGGCCGCUGUCUAACAAUAGACCCGAGAGCGGUGGCUCUUCACUGUCUGGUGGUCCGUCCAGGCUUCAGAGGACACUGACCGCCAACCCCGUCACCCUGCCAACUGUCUGCUCUCCUCAGCCGGACAACAAAGCCGGGGACAAAGACGCUUGGUGCUCGUCACCAGCUCCAGACCAGAGGAAUGCAGGAGUGUUGUGUGUCCCUACAGAAGUUCCCCAACAGAGAGAAGUUAAAUCCCAUCAGCCACUGCAGCCUGCCACGGUGAAAGCUGUCCGCCUGUCAGAAGAACUGAAAGCAAAACCCCCCACGCAGACCACAGACAAGCGCAGCACCUCCGUCACACCAGCAGCGCUCACUCCCGAACACCUGACCCUCAGCUGCUCCGGCCACACCCGCGCUGGACAGGAACUGUGCUACCUGUGUAUGCAGCGGGCACAAAGAAAUGUUCCGGUCUACCUGAGGGGGCUGCAGCAGGCAGAGGAGAGGACUCAGGAGAAACUCUUACUGCUGAAAGCACAGCAGAGAGACAAGCUGUGCAUGGACCAAGAACAAGAGACGCUGAAUGAGCAGCGUAAGCAUGCAAAGCACGUUGCAACAUUUAACCUGCAAAUGUCGGAGAAGAAAGAGAAGAUUCGCUGCCCUCUCUUCCCUGCCUCAUUUGUCUUCCCGGCUCGACCCUUCACACCCGCCAGGAGGAUCCAGCAACAUCUGUACAAGAACGAGCUCCAGAGCCAGAUGGAGGCACGGCGGCAACGCGAGGCCCAGGACCAGCAGAGCCGGCUGCUCGGGGAGCACCUGGACCAGGUCCAGCUCGUCCAGGAGGCAGCUUUGCAGAAGGUCCAGCAGCUCCAGCAGAAACACGAGAGGACUACGCAUUACAGGAGGGCUCUGGACACGCAGGUUGGAGAUAAGAAGUGCGCAGAUCCUCCUGAGUGUCAAGCUGACGACUCCGGCUUCAACCGCUGCCAGACGGCAGCCAACAACGCAGAAGGCCGUGAGAGGGCACAGAAGCUCUUCGAAGUCAAUUUCAGUGCUGCCGCUCAGCAGAAGAAAGAAAAACUGCACAACCGCCUCGCCGAGCUGGAGAGAGAGAGAGAAGUUCUGAAACACAACAAAAUGGAGUUUACAAAGGACCACAUCAACCGCUUUGAGAAGAAGCGGGACAUCAGUAAGUCACUGGAGGACGAGUGGAGUCGCAACGCAGGGCUCAAACACCAGCGAGAGGAAGAGGAGAGGCGCUUCCUCAGGUCUGCUGGUGAGCUACUGGUAGAUAAACUGGCACAGUACAGGCGCUGCUGCCAGUGUAAGAGGAGGACCACCAACUGUGGGGAGACAAACAUCUGGAAGGACUCUCGCUACCUCUCUGGCUCACAGUUCAUGAUGUGAUGAGGAGCGUAGCCGGCGGCAGCUACAACUUCAACGUCAAUACCUCAGAUCCCAAACGAGAUCUCGAUCCUUGUACCUUAACACAGUCACUUAAGAUUGAACAUUGAAGGGUACGUUUAGCAUAUGUGAAACAUUUACAUUGAUUGGCUGUAUAAUGUGAGAUUUCUUCUUCUUCCUCCUUAAAAUCCAAGAUAGCUGGAGAGAUGUUUAUGAUAAUACUGUUUAUGAGCACUUAAACUCCCCCCUGGCAGACUCAAUAGACUACGACGUGCGCUGCUGGUAACUACGCAAGGGUUUGAGUUUGUGUUUGAGGUCUUUUAGAGGGAAUUACCCACCAGUCAUUGCAAUGCUACGUUACAGACGGGCGCGGCCACGGUUUGGCUACCACCGUUCCUGUGUUUGCUAGCUAGCUAGUUAGCAUGACUUACAUUCAGUUAAAACAAUCAAGUGUCACAUAGUGUGGCGAGUUGUUUUUACUGAAUUACAGCAGGUUAAAUCAUUGUUGCUGAUUUAUUGUCUAAGACUUUAUCUGGAAGAUAAAAAACAAUAUUUUCUGUGCACAGUA